AUGAGUGGUGUUCGAGAAAUUGUGUGUAGGUUUUGUCUUAAUACUGUAACUGAUAAAAGUUUCGAAAUAAUAGACAACGCUACUAAAGACAUUCUACAUGUUCUGUUGCUGAAAUUGAAAUUUGAUGAUGAGAGCAAAGAGGUUAUAUGUAAUGUUUGCAGAAGAAAGUUACAUGCAGCAUUUCAGUUUAAGUCAAUUUGUCUGAAUAGCGACAACACAAUUAUUCCAUAUGUGGAUAGCGAGAAAAUGUUACAGCUCGAUAUAAGAGAUGUGUAUGCGAAGGAAAAUACCAGCGAGUCAAUGGAUAUUUCAGAUAAUCAGAAAAUAUGUCGAUUGUGUAUGCAGCCAGUAGAAAGUGAGUUUAGGUGCAUACGUGAAGAGGAACUUGAAGCUAUCGAGAAAUUGGCUCCUGAAAUGAUUACAGGUAUCAUCAAAGAUCCCAUUGUAUGUAAUUCAUGCUUUGAUUCUUUGUGUACCCACAACAGUUUCCUAAAACAUUGCCUAAAAGUAGAAGAAAAGAUUAGUGAUAACUGA
This is a messenger RNA of Anoplophora glabripennis (Asian longhorned beetle), 534 nucleotides long. RefSeq lists its product as uncharacterized. NCBI's taxonomy places the organism in Eukaryota, Metazoa, Arthropoda, Insecta, Coleoptera, Cerambycidae. The coding region runs from base 1 to 534 and encodes 177 amino acids. Gene Ontology annotation, molecular function: zinc ion binding. The transcript has 4 exons. Gene Ontology annotation, cellular component: nucleus. The record is from RefSeq and is a predicted model, not a curated record.